UUCUUAUUGUCUCAGCAAGUUUAUAGUGGUACUUUAUAUUUGGUUUAUCAUAUGACUAUUAUCAAUAAACAGUGGGCCAAAGUAGUGAAGUAUUACAUGAAAAAAGGAGCAUAUGCUCAAACCAGCCUUCAACAAUCUUUUCUUGUCUCAAAAUAUCCUGAUAGAGCUAAUAUACAUCAGUUUCUGAAAGAGCUAUGA
Messenger RNA from Guyanagaster necrorhizus, 198 nucleotides. RefSeq lists its product as uncharacterized. The annotation marks the transcript as partial. The record is from RefSeq and is a predicted model, not a curated record. Lineage: Eukaryota; Fungi; Basidiomycota; Agaricomycetes; Agaricales; Physalacriaceae. The transcript has a single exon.